This is a messenger RNA of Schistocerca gregaria, 1859 nucleotides long. Its product is annotated as E3 ubiquitin-protein ligase RNF34. The transcript has 6 exons. Gene Ontology annotation, biological process: protein K48-linked ubiquitination; proteasome-mediated ubiquitin-dependent protein catabolic process; negative regulation of extrinsic apoptotic signaling pathway via death domain receptors. The coding region runs from base 580 to 1629 and encodes 349 amino acids. Gene Ontology annotation, cellular component: plasma membrane; cytoplasm. The record is from RefSeq and is a predicted model, not a curated record. Gene Ontology annotation, molecular function: ubiquitin protein ligase activity. NCBI's taxonomy places the organism in Eukaryota, Metazoa, Arthropoda, Insecta, Orthoptera, Acrididae.
UGUGUUGUAUGAUUGUCAUGUGUACUGUGUAUUUACAUUAUUCUGCAAGACAGAGUGGUUUUAUAGAGAAAUGGUGGGUGGAGGGUUUGGGCUGUCGUUAAGUAAAAGAGAAGCGAUACGUUUGAAGGGAGUGAGAAUGGGCGGGUUUCUGCCUUAGUAUAGCGCUAAUAUCCUCUCACUGAGUUAACCUUUUUUUUUAUGGACUGUGGAAUAUUAGACAUGGUUUUGUGUUAUAUUUUUGUGGUCAUGUACAGUGUAACCAACUCAAAAAAGCUUGAAGUAACGGUUUCGGAAACAAAACGCGUAUUAAGUGGUACUAGCAGCCCAAGAUUCAUGUCUCACAAAAAUCUUUCACAUGUCCCGUACACUUUUAAUCGAUAUCUGUUAUAUAUUGCUCCUUUCCAUCAUGCGAAAUUUAUUGUAAGGUACUUUGACUGUGUAAGUUCCUGAAACCAAUUUUAACAACUUUCGACCAGCUACGAAAACAGUAAUUACAAGAUAUAAACACGUUUUAUUGUGCAAAAUGGAUGAUAAUUGAAUUAUCCUUCACUUUUAUCAUUCAUUAUCAAAUAAAAGAAGAUGGCUUGUGAGGAAUGCUCUAUUCGGUUUUCUGUCUUCAAAAGAAAAAAACAGUGUGGCAUUUGCCUUCGUUACUACUGCAAACACUGUUUACUUCCAAGAAGAGAUGACUGUACAAUCAAGUCACCAUGCAUACGAUUGUCAGACAAGAAGUACAUGUGUAGAAAAUGCCGAAUUUUGAGCGCUCGUCCACUAAAUCGUUCUCUUCUCCUUCAACUAAGAGUGAGAGAUUUGCAGCUGUAUCUCUCUUCCCAGAAAAUUUCUACAAGAGGAUGUGUUGAGAAAGAUGACUUGAUAAAUUUGCUACUUCAACAUGUCAAUGGUGCUAAUGAUGUGCCAAGGUAUGCAACAACUGGAUUUCAUAGUCAAACAGAUUUAUCUUGGAGAGAGGAGAGGCAAGAGCAACAACAGCGUAGCAAUUCUGCAGAAAAUUUUGCAUCAUACACUGAUUCUCCUGCUUCUGCCAGUAAUGUCAUGGCUGAUCAACCAGUGAACACAUUCCAAAGUAGUACAGCUACAAAUUCUUGUUCAAACUUGGGCAGUGAUAGUGGCAGAAUUUCAAAUGAUAGCAAUUUACACAGAAGCAGUAGCAUAGAUAUCAACUCUGAAAAUCAGUGGAGUAAUACUAAUCAUGGGUCCAUUGACGGAGUGGACCAGCAGGAAGAUACCAUACAGAAAGAUACCAAUUUUAAGGCCUGCAGUGGAAUAUCACUUGAAGAUAUAAAAAGUGCCGAAGAGAUGGAAAAACUUUCCGUGAAGCAAAUAAAGGAAAUUCUGUCACUGAAUAGAGUAGACUUCAGAGGGUGUGUGGAAAAAUCAGAAUUAAUAGAACGCUUGUCUCGUCUCUGGCACGAUAAUCACAAAUCAAGAACAGAGCUGGACAAUUUGAGCCUUCAAGAAUUAUGCAAAAUAUGUAUGGAUGCUCCUAUUGAAUGUGUUAUUUUGGAAUGUGGACAUAUGGCUGCUUGUAUGAAAUGUGGAAAGCAACUAAGCGAGUGUCCUAUUUGCCGGCAAUUUGUUGUGCGAGUUGUGCGAACUUUUCGAGCAUAAGUGGUAAUUUUAUAUUUACUGUUACAAAAAUUUACUUUUUAUGUGUGUGAAUUUUAGUAUUACAUAAAAGGAAAAGUUUUGUGUAAUGAGAUAACUAAAGAUAUGUGCUUUUAAAAACAAUAAAAAAUAAAACAUUGUAAACUAGUAUUUCUAUUACCAGUAGCUUAGAAGGCCGUGUACUUUGUUACCAAUAAAUGACUGGAUGCAUUAAAACUGUAUAUCAACUAUAA